Messenger RNA from Rhagoletis pomonella (apple maggot), 1712 nucleotides. Its product is annotated as piggyBac transposable element-derived protein 3-like. NCBI's taxonomy places the organism in Eukaryota, Metazoa, Arthropoda, Insecta, Diptera, Tephritidae. The annotation marks the transcript as partial. The record is from RefSeq and is a predicted model, not a curated record. The transcript is spliced from 3 exons.
CCAUAUUAAGUGAUUGUGCGAUGUGACUUUAAAAAUUUCUAGAAGACAUAAUAAUUAAAUUUGGUUCAAACUUCCAAAAGCAGUGAUUGUGUUACCUAUUUUCUUUUGCUCUGCAAAUGAGAUAAAGAGAAAAUAAUAGCGCCAAAAGCAAACAAAAAUCAGUUGCGUAUCGUCUCUCGGAGUGAUCAGUGGUAUGGCCAGCAGAAAAAAUAUAGACUUAUCAAGGGAUUCCGACCUUCAAAUGGUCUUGGACAUACUUGAGAAUUCCGAUGCUAGCUUUUCAUCUGACGAUGAUCUCGAAAAUGACUGCUUAACGCUGGAACAAAUGGAAGAAAGUGACAGUUCAGAUGAAGAUGACUCUGAAAGAGAUUUAAUUCCAGAAAAUUUCGUAAUUAAUCAAAAAGCCACUACAUCACAAAGAACUGAUCUUUGGAAAAAAAAGGAAUUCGUGGUUCACGAUAUUCCUAUCGUGCAGGGCUGUGAGAAUUUCGUUGAACUUGGAACACCUCUUAAUUACUUUUCGAAGUAUUUCACAGAAACCCAUUACACGGAUGCGGUUAAAUAUACCAAAAUGUAUACUCUUGCGACAUCUGGCACCGAAAUGAGCUUAACCGAAACCGAGUUAAAAAAUUUUUAUGGCUGUGCCAUUAUAAUGUCCUGUCUAGGUUAUCCACAAAUGAAAAUGUAUUGGGAAGACAACUAUAGGUGCGAAAUAAUUGCUGCCUCCAUGUCAAGGAAUAAAUUCAUGAGAUUUAGAAACACCAUUCAUUUUGUUGAUAACAACAAACCAAGCGAAACGAAUAAGCUAUGGAGAGUUCAGCCCGUGAUUGACCUGGUAAGAAGCCGAUGCAAUGAACUAGCGUCUGCGGUUACUUCAUACUCUAUUGAUGAGCAAAUAGUCCCGUUUACUGGUAGAUGCCCAGCCAGGCAAGUCAUCAGGUCAAAACCACGCCCUGUGGGUUUGAAGAAUCUGGUUUGUGCUACCUCUGAUGGACUUGUCGUUGAUUUUGAAGUAUUUCAAGGGGCUGGAACUUUUCCUGACUGUGGACUGGGUCAUGGUCCAUCAAUUGUUUUAAGACUUACUAAGUGUCUACCAAAAGGAAGUCAUCUUUAUUUCGAUAGAUUUUUUACCACCAUACCCCUUUUGGAGAAAUUGCAAGAUAUUGGAUUCAAGGCGACAGGCACCAUAAUGGGUAAUCGCUUAGGAAAAAGAAUUAAUUUUCCAGCAGACAAAGCUAUGGCGCGUGGCGAUAUGCACCAAUUUGUUAAAGAUGACAAUGUAGCUGUUGUUAAAUGGUGUGAUACAAAAUGUGUUACAAUUGCCUCAACAGCAUGUGGAAAAGACCCGAUCGGCGAAGUAAAUCGUUGGGUGCGAAAUCUAAAACGACGGUUGCCAGUCCCAAUUCCCGCUGUUGUCCAAUUAUAUAAUUCUAAAAUGGGUGGAGUCGAUAUAGCUGACCAAAUGAUGGAAUACUAUCGCAUUAAAACGAAAACUAGAAAAUGGCCAGUCAAAGUUUUCUUUCAUUUUCUUGAUUUGGCAAUAUACAAUAGCUGGAUGGAAUAUAGAAAAGCCGCAAAGACGCUCGGUGUUGCGAGAAAUAAGAUGAAAAAGUUUCUUGAUUUUAAAAUGGAGAUCGGCGAAGUCCUGGCAAAGUACAAAGGUUCUCCAUUGGAAGUAUCACCAUUCGAGUUGCCCGAGGACUAUCAUGGAA